Dichomitus squalens LYAD-421 SS1 is the source of this 2279-nucleotide messenger RNA. RefSeq lists its product as uncharacterized. The transcript has 4 exons. Bases 1 to 2178 code for a protein of 725 amino acids. NCBI's taxonomy places the organism in Eukaryota, Fungi, Basidiomycota, Agaricomycetes, Polyporales, Polyporaceae. The record is from RefSeq and is a predicted model, not a curated record.
AUGGCAAGCUCAUCCGCAGCUGGAUCUGCGAAAAACCUGAGCGAGAGCCGCGCCGAAGCCCUCCAGGCGCUCCUAAACUCGCUUACGCCUGGCGCAGAGACAGGCGGGGAGGGAACGCUGAACCCGAGCCAGGUCCGAAGGAUAUCGGACAGGCUCGGUGAGCUUCUGGGUGAGGAUGCGAUCCCCGACUCGACGCAGCGGAACGAGAAGGGUGAGCUGGUCAAUGAAGAAGGCCUCCCCAUCAUUGACAUCGUCGAGCCCGUACCUGCGAACGAAAGAUCAACCGCUAUAGCAGCCAUCCCGGCUUCCCAGGAUCCUGACGUGAUUCCUCUGUGGGCUCUUUCCCCUCAGGAGAAGGCAAGAAGACGCGCGGAACGUGACCGCAUUCUCGAUCUGCUGGAGGAAGAGGAACGCAUUCAAACAGAAAAGUACGAGGAAGCAGAGCGAGAGCGCUUUAAGGUCGAUCUCGAGAAGCGCAAACAGGCGGCGAAAGCAGAGAUGGAGGCACUGAAGAAGGCCAGAGAGAUGCAGAAGAAGAUGGGGAAGGCACUGCUCAAGAAUCUCGUUGUGGCCCGUGAGCGCGAGGACCAGGAGAGACGCGCGGAAGAGGAGGCCGAAAAACAGGCUAGAGAGGAACGCCAGAGGCUCAAGCCGAGGAAGAGUGUUUCGUUCGCCGACCUUCCUCCGGACCAUGAAUAUCAGCCUGCAAAUAGCGUUCCUAUGCCUCCUCCGUUCGACUGGGGAGACGUCACGCCUGCCACCCUUCAGACCCCGAACAAGAGUUCCCCUGUCAAUAAGGAUCAGAUGAACAAGGGUCCUAUGAGGAUGAAUGUUGUGGAACGCAUGCCUGGACUCAAGCCUGGUCCGAAAUCUCCCCCUCCACCAAGGCAGGCGGAUUCCGAUGACGAGUCUGAACCCGACUCUGCUGUCACCGCGGAUUCUGACGAAGGGGAGGAGGUGGAGACCUUGGAUCAUUCUGAUACGGAGGAACCAGUGUCGCCGUCUCACGACGAGUCGGAUGAUAGCGAUUACGGCGUUCUUCAAGACAACGAGCCGGUGGAGUGGGACGUCGACGGCUACGAUUUCGCGCAACAUCAGCGUGAGAUCGCCCUCGCAUACUACGAGAAGCGGGCUACCGUUGGUGCUGAUGCUCUGGCUGCUAUGCGCAACCAUGAACAUCCCGAAGGAGAACAUGAGUGGGAUCAACCAGAUGUCCCGCUUGAGGCAACGCUUGCCAGUGUGCCACCGAAACCAUCCGUGUCGCGUUUCAAGUCAUCCACUGCUUUCUCGUCUUUACCUUCCCAGUCUCUCGGUGGCUCUGUGGUCCCAGCUUCCCGAUCAUCUGAGCUGAAAGCGGCCGUACGAUUAGGCAAGCUGGAAAACGGGAACCUUGUAGGUGGCGAGGAAGGCGAGAGCGACGAGGAGAUAGAGCCGGAAGCUAAGGAGAUGCUGGAGAUGUUGAAGAAAGGUGACGUCGUGAACGUCGGACCUAAUUUGCCCUCAAACAUCUCUGCAACCGAUCCUGUACCGGAAGCAGCGAUCCCUACUACGUCGUCCAGUCCCUCCUCCGCUGAUGCAUCUGCUACUACUCCGGUCAAGACGUCGAGAGUCUCGCAACUCAAAAUGUCUUUGUCCGUUCCUUCGUUCACUCGAGGGACGCCCUCCCCGCCAGGGUCGAACCUCGCGACUCCGCUCACUAACGCGGAGAGAUCUUCUCCGAAACCGCUCUCAGUCGGCGGCACGCCCAUACCUAUCCCUACCAAGACCUCACGGUUCGUAGGGCCCUCGCAAAGGGCACACGAGAAGCGUCCCGUGCAGAUGCCCGGAAUAGUCUUGGAUUCGCCGUCCUUCCCCGCUCCCGGUGUGGUUGCAUCUCCAUCUUUCCCCAGUCCAAGCCAUGGCGCCGCCUUUCACUCCAUGAUCAUUGAGUCUCCUUCCUUCAACAGUCCCUCGUCGACGUUAGUUGGAACCCCAAGUAGUACCGGCCCAUCAUCUUCACCCAGCGUGUCCUCACCUUCUACACCGACGAUCACGGCCCCAGUUAGCGCUUCGGUGCUCGAGCGUAGACCAGUCGUUGCUACUCAAGUGCGCGAAUCCAUGCCUACCGGACCACACUCUUCAGGGACGACUCCCGCGAAGGAGAGAAAAAUGUCUAGGUUCCGCGCCGAACGUGGUUGAAGUAAUGAAAGUCACCCUGUAUAUCUCAGAUCUAUUCCGCCGAUGUAUCGCUAGUAUUUAUGUGAUCUCAAGGCGUAUAUGUAUAUCGGGCUCAGGUCUUU